GACGUGGCUUCUUUCUUCUAUCCCAUUCUUAAUUACCUGAUAUAUAAAUACACCACCACACUCUUCUACAUUCUCCACUUCACAUAUACACUUGUUCUAUCAGUAUCACCCACCACUUUCUGUUUGUCUGUGUUUUCAACUUUUUUUUCCACCAUGGCUCCUCCUCCUCCUCCCAAUUCCACCACCCAAAAUAAUAAUAGCAUUGCUCCCUCAUCAUUUCAGGUAGAGCCUGCCCAGCAUGCAGCAGGGCCCAGCCCACUUGCGAAGAUGAUUGCUGUGGCGUCCAUUGCAGCCGGAGUACAAUUCGGCUGGGCCCUACAGCUCUCCCUGCUGACCCCUUAUGUCCAGCUACUUGGUGUCCCGCACAAGUGGUCCUCCUUUAUCUGGCUCUGUGGGCCCAUUUCUGGGCUGGUUGUCCAGCCCAUUGUGGGCUAUUCCAGUGAUCGCUGCACCUCCCGCUUUGGCCGUCGCCGCCCCUUUAUCUUUGCUGGCGCGAUCGCCGUCGCUAUUGCUGUCUUCCUCAUCGGCUUCGCCGCAGACAUUGGGUACUCCAUGGGCGACGACCUCUCAAAGAAAACCCGCCCCCGUGCUGUGGCAUUUUUUGUCAUUGGCUUCUGGAUCCUGGAUGUUGCUAACAACAUGCUCCAGGGUCCCUGCCGUGCCUUCCUCGGCGACCUUUCCACCGGCCACCACAGCAGGAUCCGAACCGCCAACACUAUCUUCUCCUUCUUCAUGGGCGUUGGUAAUGUGCUAGGGUACUUGGCUGGUUCAUAUGGUGGCCUCCACAAGAUCUUUCCCUUCACAGAGACGAAGGCAUGCGACGUGUUUUGUGCGAAUCUCAAAUCAUGUUUCUUCUUCUCAAUUACCCUCCUACUUGUCCUCUCCGGCUUCGCCCUCUUCUACGUACACGACCCUCCGAUCGGGUCGCGUCGUGAAGAGGACGACAAGGCUCCUAAAAACGUCUUCGUCGAGCUCUUCGGGGCGUUUAAGGAGCUAAAGAAGCCGAUGUUGAUGCUGAUGCUGGUGACCUCGCUCAACUGGAUCGCGUGGUUCCCGUAUGUCCUUUACGACACUGAUUGGAUGGGUCUUGAGGUGUACGGUGGGAAAUUGGGCUCGAAGGCGUACGAUGCCGGCGUUCGUGCCGGCGCGUUGGGGCUGGUUCUGAACUCGGUGGUGCUUGGUUUGAUGUCGCUGGCGGUGGAGCCGUUGGGGCGUUAUCUUGGCGGAGUUAAGAGGCUGUGGGCGAUCGUGAACAUUAUUCUGGCUGUUUGCAUGGCGAUGACGAUGUUGAUUACUAAGGUGGCGGAGCACGAUCGACGUGUGAGCGGCGGCGCCACCAUUGGGAGACCGACCCCCGGGGUGAAGGCCGGUGCCUUGAUGUUCUUCGCCGUACUCGGAAUCCCUCUUGCGAUUACUUAUAGUGUACCAUUUGCUCUUGCAUCAAUAUACUCUAGCAGUACUGGAGCUGGUCAAGGUUUAUCUUUGGGAGUCCUUAAUGUUGCGAUUGUCAUUCCACAGAUGAUUGUAUCAGCAUUAAAUGGACCGUGGGAUUCUUUGUUUGGUGGCGGCAACUUGCCGGCGUUCAUCGUGGGUGCGGUGAUGGCUGCUGUCAGCGCCGUAUUGGCAAUGGUUUUGUUGCCUUCUCCAAAGCCAGAGGAGAUGGCAAAGGCUUCAAUAAGCGCCUCAGGUUUUCAUUAGUAUCUCCCUCCUUUGUUAUGAAGGAAAAAAUUGAAGACUCUAAUUAGAAGUUGGUGUGUGCUUUAGGUGUUUUAAUACCCGUCAAAUGCUAUCUUUAUCAUUUUUGUGGGAUAUAACUUCGGUUUGACUGUAUAUAACCUUUUGGUUAGAGAAAUGUAGUAACAGAAUUGUUGGUUUCUCUAUUUGAUAACAACAUAUAGAUCUGUCCUAAUAAA
Lotus japonicus is the source of this 1913-nucleotide messenger RNA. RefSeq names its product sucrose transport protein SUC8-like. The record is from RefSeq and is a predicted model, not a curated record. The coding region runs from base 154 to 1698 and encodes 514 amino acids. NCBI's taxonomy places the organism in Eukaryota, Viridiplantae, Streptophyta, Magnoliopsida, Fabales, Fabaceae. Gene Ontology annotation, cellular component: vacuole; plasma membrane. Gene Ontology annotation, biological process: sucrose transport. Gene Ontology annotation, molecular function: sucrose:proton symporter activity. The transcript has 5 exons.